Ornithodoros turicata is the source of this 2647-nucleotide messenger RNA. RefSeq lists its product as uncharacterized. The coding region runs from base 1157 to 2515 and encodes 452 amino acids. Lineage: Eukaryota; Metazoa; Arthropoda; Arachnida; Ixodida; Argasidae. The record is from RefSeq and is a predicted model, not a curated record. The transcript is spliced from 12 exons.
ACACGCGAUCCUCAGGACAUCCUCAAAGUGUCCUCACGUCCUCGUCCGUACAGUGACGUCCUGAGGAUUUCCACAGGACGUUAGUGUGGGACUUUCCCCAAGUUGUCAUUUCCGUACUUCCUCCGGAUACCCUGAGAGGAUGCGUGAAGGACAAGGAAAUUGUUUUAACCUUUUUUCGUCUCACUCUUGUUGGUUUCAAGAAUGCUGACUUUUAUUUGGUGUGGUGGUUAGUAUUUUGCAUACCAAAUACAAACUGAAGAAGACAAGUGACUUUUAUGUUGUACGCACGGGAAAGCCACUCCGAUCGGCGUACUGAUGGCUCACCUCAAGAAAGAUAUACAUUAUGUCCCUUCUUCACCUGUCACCAAGAGCCUCAGCUGAGGAAAGCAUAUGUACUAAACACAAUGCACGGGAAACACGACUCCCCCAGGAACAAACUACAAGAUGUAAACAGCAUAUGGGUAAGCACAAAUUGCAUUUGCGCCGCCGUUUUCGCAUUCGACUUGACUUGGAACAGGUUCGCGCGAACCAAUAUAUGCAAGUUUAGUUUUCGCAGUUGUAUCACACACCGCAUAUCUUCUGUGACUAUAUACAUAACAAUAUUACAGCUCCGCAAUCCUGUGUGAACGAAACGCCAUGUGCCCGAUACAAGUUUUGCUCCAGAAUACAUAGCAUUUUAGACGAGCUGCAUAAAACGCACUACGCGCCAAGCGCACGACAUGAAGAAUGCAUGUGCACCAAGUUCGAAAGCUCCACCCGCUAGGAAACACACGGGAAAUCGAGAAACAACCAACGUGAACCUACACUGAACACACUACGCACUGACUGCCGCCAUCUUCUUCGCUUGGCUUAACGGCUUGACUUGGACAAGUUAGGUGCAUUGUUGUUUACAAAGGUAAAAGCAGUAAAAGUGUGCGUGCAAGUGACUUGUACUGUCCAGGAAAACAGGAAACGAAAAAUUCACCUUCUUUGCCUUCGCACGUGUAAAAAUGCAAUACGACAAACAUUUUUGUAGGAAGUCGCCAACUUCCGCUUCCGAUCAACGGAUCCCGCGGUAUAACUCGCCAUUUUCUUUUGUUGUGCCGUUGGCGGUUCUCGCUUCGUUCUCGUUUGUGUGCUUCAGUGUGUUUUGUGCGUUCAACGUGCGUCAGAAGCGAUGGAUGACUCACCGGAGGCCCACCCAUUCUUCAUUGUAAAGUUUCCGGAUGAGGAAAACAUGGUUGCCGUUGUGCCAAGUAACUGGAUGGCCGGCGAUGACAGGUGCUACUGGCCACCAUCCAAAGACGAGAAAAAAGCCAGCUUGUAUAUACGCAAACGGAAAACCCCCACGUAUGGCUGGCAGAACUUACCCUGCAUCAAGGUGGCUGAAUAUGAAACAUACAGCGAAGCAAGGGAGAUGCUCCCUCUAGCGGAGAAGACGUCCGAUCUGAAUGCAGAAGACGAAUAUGGGCGGGGCAAGCGAAAGCGGAUUAUCGUGUCGAACAGCGACGACUCCUCUCCACCAGUGUCUCCACUAAUGCGCAAAGCAAAACGGCCUGUCAAGAAUCGUUCUUUCAGCCAGCCAACUGCACACACCCUGGACGAUGACUCCAUCUUUGUAGGUCCGAACAUAGAGCGCUCGUUCCGUCAUUCAGCUUCGGAUUAUGCGCCUUCAGCAACUGAAAGACAUUUCGGCUCAUUCCGUCAUUCGGCUUCGGAUUAUGCGCCUUCAGUGCCAUGGCCUUCAGCAACUGAAAGACAUCUCGAGUCGUUCCAACAUUCAGCUUCGGAUUAUGCACAUUCAGUGCCAUCGGUUUCAGUGCCAUCGCCUUCAGCAACUGAAACACAUCUCGCACUACCAUCAAGAACCAGCUAUUGGCCAGGCAACUGUUAUGAGACAUCAGCACCCUUACUUCAGCGGAACACUCAGCAGACUCGUCAUAACGAAGAAGGGAUCGAACCAAGCAUUACUACAGCUGAGGGACAACAGAAACAGUCAAAGAAGCCUGUCAAUUUGGCAAGCAUACAGCUCAACAGUGCAUUUGAGAAGAAAGUCCUACGUUCCCUCAACUUAAUACAACUCCGCCUCUCAGAGCACUCUGAGCAACUCGAUUCAAUCUCUACAUCUCUGCAGCAGCGAGAGGAGUCUUCAGAAGGGCGUGUGGUCAUACGACAGUUUCCCGACUUGGAAAGUUUUGUCAACUUCAGUGAGGAACUCAAACAGUCACCAGAAAAAAAAGAAAUGUUGCGGAAAUACAUGGCUUCACUGGGAGGCAACAACCUAGGGGACAGAGUUCGAAGAAUUCUUUACCACCUGAUCCCCGAUGAGGUAUCCGUAUGCUUCAACUGGACAGGAACAGGAGGAAAACGCAAAUUCAAGACCCUUGAAUUCACAAAUGUCAUGCUGGGUGUUAUUACCAGCCCUCCUAGCACUUCAACGGCGGCCGAGGUGGAGAAAGUCGUGCAAACCUGGCUUCGACAUGGGCAAGAAAGACUUCAGAAAAAAGCAGCCAAGCUGCCAGUAGACCUUGAGUGAAGGGUCAACCACAAGAAAUCACACAGCCAAGGCAGCCAAGGAUUCAAUGCAACGGCCAUUUCCAUGUGGGUGACUGGUCAUGUUUUCUCCUGCAGGACCCCAUUGGGAAACAGUCACAUUGUGCAUUAAGAC